Messenger RNA from Plectropomus leopardus (leopard coralgrouper), 8793 nucleotides. It is a transcript of the gene igsf10, whose product is annotated as immunoglobulin superfamily, member 10. The record is from RefSeq and is a predicted model, not a curated record. Gene Ontology annotation, cellular component: extracellular region. Gene Ontology annotation, molecular function: protein binding. NCBI's taxonomy places the organism in Eukaryota, Metazoa, Chordata, Actinopteri, Perciformes, Serranidae.
UACACUGAAACUGAAUGUGGACUUUUUACACUUCCAUCGGGAUUUUAACUUUAUUACAAGUGAAGCAGUUGCGUUUUCUACAGUGGUUGAAGUGCGGUGAAGGAAACCGUAGGUGGAUUUCAUUAAUGGUUCGGGACAUAGUUUAGCCUCUUUUGUCCUCGUGCAGCUGAAGCCCCCUCCCGUGCACGAUGAGUGUGUGUGGCUGCAGCGCCUCAUACCUGCAGAGGUGGCCGCUCAUGGCUCUGUUGUUCUUGGCUGCUGUGCCGCCGUCGAGCGGUGACUGCCCCAAAUCAUGUGCCUGCUACGUUCCCACUGAAGUGCACUGCACCUUCAGAUACCUGAGCGCAAUACCUGACCAUAUUCAACCAGCUGUGGAAAGAAUUAACCUCGGGUACAACAGUAUAACUGUCUUGAGAGAAAAUGAUCUUUCAGGACUUGAGAAUUUAGAGUUGCUUAUGCUGCACAGCAACACUAUCCACAGUAUUGAUGACAGAGCCUUCCAAGACCUCAAGUCCUUACAGGUCCUGAAGAUGUCCUUCAACAAAGUAAAGGAAAUCAAGAAAGAGACUCUUAAAGGCAUGGACAGUCUACUGAGGCUUCAUAUGGACCACAACCACAUUGAAUUCAUCAGCCCGGAGGCUUUCUACGGCCUAACCAAACUACAGCUGGUCCAUCUGGAGGGGAACCACCUUCAGCAGCUCCAUCCAGACACAUUCAUCACACUGAGACACAGCCAGGUGUUUAAGGUGUCCUCAGUGAAAAACAUCCACCUGUCAGACAACCUCCUCACCACUCUGCCUGCAAAUAUCUUCUCGGGCUGCAGCCAAUUGGAGAACCUCUUCCUCCAUGGCAACCCAUGGACAUGUGAUUGCCGUAUGAAGUGGUUCUCAGUGUGGGCGCAGAGGAAUACAGGUGUGCUGAAAUGCAAGCGAGACAGGAGAUAUCCGAGGGGCCAGCUGUGUCCUGUUUGUGAAAAUCCUGCCCCUUACAACAACAGACCUCUUUCCCUUCUCUCCGGUGACAGCUUCACUUGCACCAAACCCUGGAUCCAACCCCAUCUAAAGCAGAGAAACAUCAGCGUGGAUGAAGGGGACUCUAUACCAGUUUCCCCCAAGGACUUUAUCGCCCCACUAGGCUCCAUGCAAAUGAACCUGACUGACCAGUUUCACAGUGAUGCCAGUCUAUCCUGCACUGUCCAGAGGCCCUCUGCUUUGGAGAACCUGACACAAUCCUUGGAGGUGGAGGAGGAAACCAAUGUGACAGUGAUCACCACUGGCAUAACUACUUAUUUAGUGUGUAACAUUGACUAUGAACACAUACAGCAGUUGUGGCAGAUCCUGGCUACCUACAGUGACUCUCCCAUGACACUGGAGAGGGGCUUAAUGCUGGCCAGAAGCCCAGAAAUGGUGUACAGGUAUAGCCAGAUGAAAACAAAUGAAAGAGAGGAAAGAAUUCACACAAACAUUGUGGCUGAUAUUAAAGCCUCCCCUGCAUGGUUGAUGCAGGGAGAGGUGAGCUUCCAGCUAGACCGCACCACUACUACUUUCUCUACUUUGCACAUUAAAUACCAGUCCACGGUCAACCUACGUGUUGAAAACACAUCACCCAAGAGGGACCGCUAUUCCUGGACCAUGAUCAAGCGCGAUAAUCAAACCAAGACUGAGCACACUGUAGUUGCAGGUGGUGUGGUGCAAUUAAACUGUCAAAUCCAAGGUGAACCAAAGCCUUUGUUAGAGUGGAUUUUACCUGAUGGAAGUAAGGUCAGAGCUCCUUACUCCAGUGAGGACAGGAGGAUCAUAAUCACUGCUGAAGGGAAGCUCACUGUACGGGGUGCAGAUGCCUCAGACACUGGCCUCUACCGUUGUAUUACCACAAACUACCUGGAUGCAGAUGUCCUUGUCUUUCGAGUGACAGUUCUGUCCCCUGAUGUGGAAGAGACUGAGGUUAAUGGUGUCCAACUUUCAAGGCCACAGGGUGGAAAUCUGGCAUUGGACUGUGGCUUCCCAGGGAGUCCAGAGGCCUCGGCACAGUGGGUACUCCCUGACCACUCAGUUCUGGAUAAGUCACAUGGGAACAGGAAGGUGUACGAGAAUGGGACCUUGCUAAUUCAGGGACUCACAGAAAGGGACAGAGGAUUUUAUAGGUGUUUGGUUUCUAAUCAACUGGGAGUUGAUCUGCUCGUGUAUCAAGUGACGGUGACUGGAGAAACAUCUGAAAAUGUGAUAGUUUUGGACACUGAGGGAUCAGGAGUGAAAAUAGAGGGCACAAUUGACCCUCGCUUGACUGAAAACACAGUCACGCUCAAUGAGAUCCCCUCUUCCAGUCCUUUUGACAGAACUAGUCAGGAAUCCAGAACUAUCACCUCAGAUCGACCAUACCCAAGACUCAGGUCAAGGGGUAGAGGAGGUGCUGGAAGUAGACUGGGACACAGAAGGAGGGGGCCAAUAAGCAACAGACGCAUGUGGAGUAGUAGGGUGUUUGAUAAAACUCCCAGGAAAGUGGACCCCCAGAAAUUUGCAGAAUUUAUGAAAAAGGCUCAAGAUGGACCAAGAACAAAGACCAGCACAGAUAAAGAGGAGGUAAAAUAUGAAGACACAAACACUGUUCUUUCUGGUGAUGGUGAAAUUGGCUCUGGUGAGGGCCAUACUGAUCAAGAUCAUCUCAUUAUUGUACCAAGUAUAGUCAAACCAACUACAGAUAAUCUACACAAACAUAGAACAUUUGGACAAGAGAACAGCAAGCCUGAAGUGAUAGCAACCACACAGGCAGGACAGGGUAAUUUGAUUGAUUUCAGUCAAGAGACAGAAAAUACAAACACACCAACAACAGAGUCAUAUAUGCAAUCAGAUUCGACACCAAUUAGGUUGGCAUUCACACACCUUCCAACAGAAUGGAGUGAAAGUCAAAGUGAUGCAGUUAUACCAUAUGAGACAAUUUUACGCAAUGCAGGCCUUGAUUCUCAUGCCCUGGAAAGAACUACCAAGCCAAUCAGGCGUCCAGUCACUCUCCAACUUACUGUGACAGAUACGUCACAAGAAACUCAGCUGCAGUUCUCAGGAGGACAACCCACAGAGCCAGAGACAUCCACUGGGGCAGCACUAUCAUUUACCACAGACCCUCAUGUCACCCCAAUGAGGGACAGCCCUGGCCCAGGGGAGCUAUUCGUUCACACAGCCACAGACCCAGAAAGCCAGACGACAUUCACAGCCGUCACCACCACAGAAAGACAGCAAGAUGAGAUAACCUUCCACACUACCCAAACAAUCAAAUCCCCUCGCUUGCCUGCCGGAUCCACCAUCAUCUCCCAGCAGCAGAUCCAUAUCAUCCCACACAAGAACAGCAGAGGAGGGGGGCGUAGAAGGACUUUCCAAGGCCGCAGGAGGAUCAUUAAACCCAACAGGAUCACUGACAUACAGUCCUUCAUGAAUAAACUCAAACAGCCGUCACUGAAGAAGGAAGGGAAUGCCACUGUGCCAUAUAGAAUUGAACUGUCCACAGACUGUAACUGUGAUGAAGACAAAAAGAAGACAGUAACCACAGAUCUGCAGGUGGUCACACCAACAGUUUCCUCCAGUUCAUCUUUACACAGAACAGAGAGACCUUCUUAUCAAAAACCUCCAAUUUCUACCACAAAAUAUUUUAUUGGUUCCAAUGUGCCCUCCACCCAUACUGAGUCUAGGCCAGAUGUUUCCAGUGGGUACAUAACAUCUGCUGAUGCCCCUGAAUUUGACCCAACAAUUGAUCCAUUUUUGAUACAUAAAAAGCCAUCAAUCUCCACAACUACCACGACAACAACAGCCUCUAAGGUUAUCCGUGGAAGAAUUCCAUGGAACAGGUUGUUUGGAGGCAGAGAGCGGGAAAAUAUACUAAGCAGGCUAAGGAAGCCAUCCAUCACCAAAAAAACAACUACAGCUAAAACUACAACAGUGAUCCCAACCACAACCCCUGCUGCCAUACCCACCAGCACCGCAAACUCAAUUUCUGAACCUGAGACUCUAUCCCCAUCCAGAAACAGAGUGAGCAAAGAGGGCUCAUUAGAUGAAGACUAUGGAGAUCUGUCAUCUGCAGAUUUUGAGUCCACAACACUGGGACCCAGCUUACACCAUCUGACUCCUACCAGCCCAUCCUAUUACUCCAAGUCUGCCACCACUGCUGAAACACCACCAGAAUCACAGACUCUACCCUCCCCACCUACUGUCAAACCACCUUCAAUUGACGACACCUUAUCAUCUGGGUCUGGGGCACUACCUGAUAACUGGUUUGUAGUCAGACAGAGGCCUGGUGGAACAAGAGGACGGCAAGGGCGAAGGAGGAGGCCCUUCAGGGGCAAGAGACCCUUCAAGAAACCUGCAAUAACCAAAUUACACCCUAUUCCCACAACUGAGGCUUUAACUACAAUGGAGGCAACCACACUAUCACAACAAACUGUUUCACUCUACAAACCCCUUUACACACCAUCUAUGAAAGAGGACAGAGCUCCAGAAGUUGUUUCCACAGACCAAACAUCAAAGGGGGAGACUGACUUUGAGGAAUUUAACUGGAGCACAUCUAGCAGUUUACCAGCCCAUACAACAACUAAGACACCUUUAAUCCCUUCAACCACAUUGACCCCCACCACUACAUUCAUGCCAAUUACCACAAAAGUGACUUAUACAACAGCUCAGACCAAAGUCCACAGUAAUAUCAGACCGCCAAUACAGAGGAACAGUGGUCAUGCCACUCGUAGGCCAUCAAAUAGGAGAAUCAGACCUUCUGUGCAGAGUGGUAGUGCCAAAGACAUUGCAGGUGAAGGUCUUGACACAAUGGUUAUCCUCACAGCUGAACAGAACAACUUAGACCCACACAAUGCCAUCUCUAGUGUUUACAAUCAUGUCACUGACAAUGAAGCCACAGGUGCCAAUGUUGCUGGCUUUGAAUCCACUACAAAGGCCAUGACAAGCAAACCGAAGAUCGUUGGGGGCAAUGCAGCCAGCUUCACCGUAUUAUCCAACUCAGAUGCCUUCCUCCCAUGUGAGGCUGUUGGCAGCCCUAAACCAACUAUAACCUGGAAGCGCUUGUCCUCAACCACAGGAAACACCAUUACAGUUAAUGGGCGAAUGGGCAAGUCUGAGGUGUUGAGCAAUGGCACACUGUUGAUCCAGAGUGCCAAUAUUAAGGACCGUGGCCAGUACCUCUGUCUAGCUGAGAAUGAUCAUGGAUCAGAUAAACUUCUCGUCACCCUCUCUGUAGUGGCCUACCCCUCACGCAUCCUGGAGCCAAAAUUGCGUGAGAUAAAGUCUCACGCAGGAAACACGGUAGAGAUUGAAUGUAAAGCAGAGGGUCGUCCAACACCCAUGAUUUCCUGGAUCCUGGCCAACCGAACACAGGUCAGGGGUCAAAACACGGAGAAGGGAAGAGUAUCAGUAUCUUCUGAUGGGACUUUGACAAUUGAGCAAGUGUCCGUUUAUGACAGAGGUCAUUACAAAUGCAUUGCCAGUAAUCCAGCUGGAGCUGAUACUGCUACAGUCCGACUGCAGGUGGUGGCAGCUCCUCCAGGUAUUGUGGAGGAGAAACGACAGCAGGUGAACGCAGGUGUAAGCCAAAACUUGUGGUUACCCUGCACUGGCCAAGGCAGCCCCCAACCUACUAUUCACUGGGUCCUCCAUGAUGGGUUAAUGGUACGAUCUAACCGACCUGCUAGUGACACAAGGAUAUCAGUGUAUGGGAAUGGAACCCUCCACAUUAAGGAUGUGACUCCAGCAGACAGUGGCAAAUAUGAAUGUAUAGCUACUAGCUCUACUGGCUCAGAGAGAAGGGUGGUGACUCUGACAGUAGAGAGGAGAGAGUCAGCACCUAAAAUAGUGGAGACAUCCCAGCGCAUGACACAGUUGGUCUUCGAGGAUCAGCUCAGACUAAACUGUUCAGCUACAGGAGACCCUAAACCCAGGAUCAUGUGGAGGCUGCCCUCUAGAGCUGUGGUGGACCAAUGGCACAGGAUGGGCAGCAGAAUUCAGGUCCUGGAUAACGGCACUCUUAUUGUCAGCUCUGUGAGUGAUAAAGAUGCUGGAGACUACCUCUGUGUGGCACGAAACAAAAUUGGUGAUGAUCUCCAACUCAUGAAGGUCAGUGUGUCAAUGAGGCCUGCCAAGAUAGAGCCUAAGCUCUAUGGAAAGAAGAAGGUACCCUAUGGUAAAGACUUUAAGGUUGACUGUAAAGCCUCAGGAAUACCAAAACCAGAGAUUUCCUGGGGUUUACCAGAUGGCACAGUGGUUAACAGCGCUCUUCAGUCUGAUGCCAGCAGUGGAGGGGGACGAGCUCGACGCUUUAUACUUUUUGACAAUGGAACUCUCUACCUAAACCAGGUUGGUAUGUCAGAGGAAGGGGACUACAUCUGCUAUGCUGAAAAUCAGUUGGGCAAGGAUGAGAUGCAUUUACAUAUCACCGUUAUGACCGCUGCCCCCAGGAUACAUCCAACCAGCCAGACAUAUGCCAGGGUAAAGCCAAGAGGAAACAUCCGUUUUGACUGUGAAGCACUUGGGGAGCCAAAACCCAAAAUCCUGUGGAUGUUGCCUACCAAUGAUGUCAUUGCAGCAUCUAAUGAACGCUACCUAAUGCAUGUCAAUGGCUCCCUGGAUAUCAGGGAUGUGAAGCUUGUCGAUGCUGGGGAAUAUGUUUGCAUGGCUCGAAACCCUGCUGGAGAAAAUCGACAAGUCUACAAGCUUGAUAUAGAGGGGAAUCCCCCAGUGAUCAAUGGCUACCGGCAGAACAGGACUGUAAUCAAAGAUGUGGCAGCUAAAUAUUCCAGGAAAUUAAUAGACUGUAAAGCCGAUGGUGAUCCCACACCGAGUAUCACUUGGAUUAUGCCUGACAACAUCUUUCUGACAGCACCAUACUUUGGCAGCAGGAUUAAUGUCCACAUUAACGGGACGUUAGAGAUUCGAAACGUGCGGCCGACUGAUACAGCUGAGUUCAUCUGCAUGGCAAGGAAUGAUGGAGGAGAGGCAGUAAUGGUGGUUCAGCUGGAGGUGAGCAGUGUACUCCGAAGGCCGAUCUUCAAGAACCCUUUUAAUGAACGUAUUGUAGCUCGGGUUGGGAAAACCACAGUUCUGAAUUGCUCUGCUGAUGGAUACCCAGUGCCGGAUAUUACUUGGACUUUGCCAAAUGGAACACGGUUUAUGGAUGGUCACCACCAAGGUAAAAAUGGGACUUUAGUCAUCUACAACACUGGCAGAGAAAAUGCUGGGAAGUACCGUUGUGGUGCCAAGAAUUUAGUGGGUUACAUAGAAAAACUGAUCAUUUUGGAUGUCGGGCAGAAGCCUUAUAUCCUGACAAGGCCUAGGGGAAUUAUACGUGCUAUGUCUGGAGAGCCUCUCUUCCUACAUUGUCUAUCUGAAGGGAAUCCUAGACCCCGAAUCUACUGGACAAUUCCUGGUGGCCACACUCUUACUCGACCUCAAGUCCUUGGACGCUACAAGUUACUAGAGAAUGGUACUUUGAUUGUUCAGGAUACAACUCUCCAUGACCGAGGGAAUUACAUCUGCAGGGCUCAGAGCGAUGCUGGGGAGGCUGUGCUCACUGUCCCUGUUAUUGUCAUCGCCUACCCACCACGGAUCACAACAGGGCCACCUCCCACUGUGAGGGCACUGACUGGGACGCCAAUCCAGCUCAACUGUGCUGCUGUUGGGAUCCCCAAGCCAGAUAUCACCUGGGAGCUGCCUGAUCGUUCAGUUCUGUCAGCUGCAGAACAAGGUCGGCCAAUGGGUAGUGAACUGCUCCAUCCCCAAGGGACACUUAUCAUUCAGAGGCCAAAAGCCUCAGACUCUGGGACAUAUAAGUGUCUGGCCAAGAACCACCUGGGUACUGACUCCAAGAUCACAUAUGUACAUGUUUUGUGAGAAAAAGACAAGACUGUGGGAGGAAGGUAGCAUAUCCGAAUGUAAAUAUUUACAGUCACUUGUGUCUGCAAGAGACAUGUGCAUGUUUUCUCACAUGUGGAUUUGUGAGGGUCAUGGAUUCUGGAAUAUUGAUUUAAAAGUGACAAAUUUGGAUUAAAAAAUAAACAGAGCACAAGAAGAGAAAAGAAACAGACAUUUUAAAGGGAAAAAACAUUUUUUUUAAGUGGAAAACCCAGUCUGGGGUUAGAAAGUUGUUAUUGUAACUUUGGAACCAGGGGUCUGGAAAUUCAUAGGUGGUUCUCAUUUGGGGUGGUCCUCAUUGGAGUGAAUAGGCCAGUGCAUAGAAUCGAACUUGAAGUGAUUUCUCUGUCCAGGCAUUGCUGGCUGCACAGAGGGAUACUAUUACACCACAUACAGAGAGGGAGAAAAAUUGUGUUAUAGAUUGAAAGAAAGAAAAAAAGGCUCCCAAGAGGCUUGUAAUUCCCUUCGGACAUUGGCCAGAAGUUGUUGCUGCCAUGACACAUUGCUCUGUCAUUGAACAGCAAAUGAGAAAGACAACAGACACAGUAUAAGAUACAAUAUCUUUCAAGAGCAAUUCAUCCAGUUUUACAGUGGAAGAAAAUAUGCUUGUUUUACACUGGAUACAUACCUGCAUGGACAGUACAGUGCUUUUAUCAGAUCUGAUUUCUUUAUCAUACUUUUUAUAUUCUCAUAAAGCAGAUUCCUUUAUGUCUAUUUGCAGUGCAGUUUAUUGGUCAAAAACAAAUAAAAACACUCUAUCAGUCGAUUGUGUUGUACACAAGAAUUUACAGUAAUGUUAUACAUUAUGUUAAUCUGUAACAGUACAACAUGUAUAUGUAUUUGUAGUAUCUACUUUAUCAAAGUAUGGGAGACAAAAUGAAAUUAAAAAGGAAACCUA